Didymodactylos carnosus is the source of this 879-nucleotide messenger RNA. The record is from the annotation of a GenBank genome assembly. Lineage: Eukaryota; Metazoa; Rotifera; Eurotatoria; Philodinida; Philodinidae.
AUGUCAUCAUUAAUUCCUGUACAUCGUUUUUCUCGCCAUGAUCCAUUUCAUGAUGUUGUCGAUUUUUUUCAUACAAACCUUGACUGGUAUGAUCCAUUUGAUGAUUUUGAUCAACAACUAACAGUAUUUCCAACAAAUCGUUUACGAUGGUUGAAUGAACCACCAAGACAGCGACCAUCAUAUAAUCGUGGACAAUCAGUGGAAAAAUUUCGUGUGCAAUUGGAUGUUACGAAUUUUGAUCAUAAUUCAAUUCAUACAAAAAUAGACGGACAAAAGUUAAUUGUUACUGGAAAGCAGGAGGAAAAAUCGGGUGAUGAUUAUGUUAAAAAUGAAUUUCGUAAAGCUUAUGAUUUACCCGAACAUGUCGAUACAAAAGAUUUAGUGUCCUAUAUAACACCCAAUGAUAUGUUAGUUAUUGAAAUACCAAUUAAAAAUCCACAACUACAACAAAAUAUGUUAGAAAGUCAAAAACAAUAUCAAAAUAGUGAAAAACACGUUAGUAGUCCGAUUGGUGGACAACUUGUACCCUCAUUUGAUUUUGGAAGCUUUUAUGGUGGUACAUUUGGACCAAAAAUAGUUGAUGAUACAACAUCAAAUACGGGAAAAAAACUUAAUAUGAAUGUAGAUAUGAAAGGUUAUAAACCAGAACAAAUAAAAGUAUCAGUAAAAGAUAAUGAAUUAAUUGUACAAGGUGAACAAGAAUAUGAAAGUAAUAACCGUGCUGGACGUUCAUAUUUUUAUAAACAAGUAACAUUACCACCGGGUGUAAUUACUGAUCGAUUACAAACACAUUUGAUGAAUAAUGGUCAGUUAACAAUCGAAGCUCCAUAUGCUGAACCACGACAACCUCAAGCCAUUGAAUCAGCGAAAAAAACAUGA